GAUCGCGACACAUUUCCAAGCUGUACCAUGCGUUUGGUUACGUUCCUCUUUUGAACAAUUUCAACUGUUCGUAAAUGUGUCGCUGAGAUUACGAAUCGGACUACAGCGAUUUUGAUGAUGAUGAUGAUACCGAGGAUGACUCCGAUAUAGAAAAUAGUUCUGAAGAAUCCGACGGAGCCAUCUCACCACCGCCGCCAACCCCAUUGACAUCCGACCCCUGCGCAUCUAUUUGCACUUUAGACACUACAUCAGGGAUUCACAACUCUAUACCAAUACACCAUUCAACCAAUUCGUAUCACGGUAGUUUAAAAUGUAUUUUAGAAGAGCACCAAAAGAUUUCGUAUUCCAACGACAUCUUUAUACCGAGACAGAUAGGUUGAAUUCUUUGUUCGAACCAUUCGGUACCGAUUUUGUCAUGCAUCCACAAUAUUUCCCGCCCAGCAUGCUCGAAUCGGAGAACAUCAGUUUUGAUCAAGGCCGUCCUGUCUAUGCACCUGGGGUGAACGAGCCUGAAAUCCCUGCAGUGUUGAAUGGAAUUGACUUUAAGGAAGAUAUUGAAGAAAAUUCAAACAUUGUAAAGAAAAAAGAAACAGGUGAGAUACAACAACAGACUAACGAUAUGAAGAUGUGUAUAUCCUUCGACAAAUGCGUAACGAAAAACCUAUGCAAGAUCUCGUAUAAAUACACGAUGCCCGUGGUUGAUAAUGGAAAAAAGGAUCUUCCUCUUCCCUUUAAUCCGGGAAGCUACCACUGCAUCAAGCAGCUUCAUAAUAUCGCUUUAAACGAGCUGGAUCAAAGACAUAGAGGUACUUUUCCAAUUAAAGACUCUAUAACGGACUUUGACAAAUUUACUCAUCUAAAGUAUGCGUCCUUGGAAAUGCUACACCUGCAUCCACUGUACAUUUUGCGUGAACGUCAACGUCGAAAAUACAUUUCCUUGCACAAUUUUGAUAGCUCCAUCUUAAGGUUCUACCCAAGACUGACAGCUCCGAAAUUGUGUUUUAAUAGUAUUUUUAUGCUAUCAAAAGUCGUCACAUGGUUUGUUUGCAAUUCUUAUACUAAAGUCAUAAAUUUGAUUGAUGGUACAACAGUUCCCAUAUAUGCAAAUCGCAAAGAUGCUAUGAAUUUGUACUACCCCAGGAAUGAUUCUCAAAAUAUGCCUUUAUACAACAUCCAUGGUCAGAUCAUAAAAACGAACGUCCGCUAUGUCGAGGUGGUAUGUAGUAAAAACUUCUUUAUCGAAUUGAAAAGAAGUAUAACGAUUCAAAAGAUACCUCGGCUAAAUUGACUCCAUGAAAUAUUUUUAAGUAAUCCAAAACAAUUUUUUAACUCGUUCUGUCACAUAUUUUAACGUGUUUCUUCAUGUUUAUUAUUUUUUUUUUAAUUUACUAAAUUUUUUAUAUUUAGCAAAUCUCAAUACUAAGCUUUAUAACUAGUUUGCAUUUACCUGAAAACCUUAGAUGACAUCAAAAAGAGCUUCACCACAUUUGCAAUUAAUAAUAUGUUUUUCAUGUUUAUUAUCGCUAUAUUUUCAUAUAAUUAUAUCGAAAUAGUUUUAUAUUUUGACUACAUUUUCAAUUAACUAAUAACGUAUAUCUUCCACGUUAAUAUUUUUAACAAAAUAAUCAAAAAAAAUCAGAUUUCUAAUUAGCUAUCAUCUGGACAUCUUAAAACAUCUGUACCAAGUUUUCAAUUUGAUAU
Messenger RNA from Nicrophorus vespilloides, 1701 nucleotides. RefSeq lists its product as uncharacterized. The record is from RefSeq and is a predicted model, not a curated record. The transcript is spliced from 6 exons. Bases 311 to 1288 code for a protein of 325 amino acids. Lineage: Eukaryota; Metazoa; Arthropoda; Insecta; Coleoptera; Silphidae.